AUGGCGCGGAGCGGCCAAGGGGGCUCGGAGCGAGGGGCGGCGGUGGAGACAGCAGCAGCCGGCCCUGCCCAGAGGCGUCUUCCCCGCUGUCUGGAGUGGGCUGGGGGGGAGGGAAGGGAAAGGAGGGGGCGGCUGCGUCAGGGCCGCCUCCGCCGCCUCCCCGCCGGCCUCUCUCUAGGGAGCGGCCCCGGCAGCGGCAGCAGCAACCCCGGCUCAGUCCAGCUGGAUCUCCGCUCUCCUCGCCCGCUCCGCCCUGCCCGGCCGGGACAAAUUCCGCCCGCGGCCGGUGGCGGGACAGAAGCAGUGCCGAGAGACGCGGUGCCGGUCCCAGGUGCGCGGUGCGGGGCGGCCGAUGCGGGGCGAUGGCGAUGGCAGGGCCCGGGCGGCGGCGAUGGCGGCGGCGAUGGCGCUCCCGGCCGUAACCCCCGCACCAGCAAUAUGGCGUCAACAACAACGCCGCCGGUUCAAACGCCAGCCCCCCCCGGCGCAGAGGCUCACGGGACUCGUGGUUUCCCCGCCCAUGCCCACGCCACUCAAAGGCAGGGUGGCCACUGGGGAGCUGGGACUACAGCUCCCGGCGUGCACCGCGCCGGCAGGACCACUCACUUUGCCAGUUGAAGACUGCCCAGUCAA
Passer montanus (Eurasian tree sparrow) is the source of this 633-nucleotide messenger RNA. Its product is annotated as translation initiation factor IF-2-like. Lineage: Eukaryota; Metazoa; Chordata; Aves; Passeriformes; Passeridae. The transcript is spliced from 2 exons. Bases 1 to 618 code for a protein of 205 amino acids. The record is from RefSeq and is a predicted model, not a curated record.